Molecule: messenger RNA, 1832 nt
Organism: Microbotryum saponariae
Lineage: Eukaryota; Fungi; Basidiomycota; Microbotryomycetes; Microbotryales; Microbotryaceae
Source: the annotation of a GenBank genome assembly
AUGCGAGACGACGACGAUAACGAGCCCACAUCCCAGCUGAACGAGCGUGCGAACGGCAACGCCCACCACGGAGACGAGCACCCGGCCGAUGACCUCGAUGAGCUGGCACCGGCUGGCGAGAGCACGGCCGAGCAGCGUCGCGCGAGGGAACGGCGGCUCAGGGCACACUACCGCAGCCUCGGCCAAUCGGUACAAGGUACGGUGCCGUGACCAAUUGGAUAGGAUCCCAAACCCACGAUGGCACGCUGCUGCCGCCCUUGCGGCUUCCUGCGCGCUUUGCUGAGUGCGAUGUCUGCUGUGCGCGACGCGUCCUCGCACGUGUCGGCGCACGCGUCGCGGGCGGAUCGCAUUCCUCGACCACGUCACCCACGCCUAGAUUCAAUUCGCUGAUCAACACCCACCGUCAUAUCCUGCUCUUAUACAGAAUCUCGAGACAACAUCAACGAUACGACCGUCGACUCGCUCGGCAAGCAGGUCGAACGUGCCAACAAGCUCUUCAGAAAUGGUCAGCUUCCUCAUGGCCACUGCCCGUCCCUAAUCGGCUUGCGCGGCACCCGUGACUGAGUUCAUUUUUUUUUUUUGCUGCACUGGCCACAUCUUUGUACAGUCACCGCACCGUCCGAAGCCGUUCUUGAUUCCCGUGUGCUCAUGGCCGCCUCGGACGCCGGAGCGCUCAAGGCCCGCCAACUCAAACUCGACGCCGACGCCUUCGAUACCGAUCAGUUCCUUCUCAAACUCGCUCACUUCAUGGGAGGCAGCGUCGUGGCACUCAAUCAGAAGAACAAGGGCAAGGGGAGGAGCCAGACGCAGGACGAGGACAGGGCCGCCACUGAAGGCGCCGGAAGACCGUUGCGGUGGGGCCGAGUCGGAAGGGUUUUGGCGAGUGAAAGUCGGAGGGCCGUCGUGAUGGAUCUCAUGUGAGCUCUUGCCCCCUGUUCAGGCUACCUCAACAAGGACCGAGGCAUGGUACUGAUCUCUAGCCCAUUGUGCCUGGAUUUCGUUCGUCAGGCUCGGUCCGCUGGCUUUGGAAGUCAAGGAAAAAAAGGCUCGAACACAGCGCGCAAGGCAAAAGGUCGACGAAAGCCAACGUGUUCGACCCGAGGAAGUAAGUGACCGCAGCUCAUGUCUGUGCCUUCGAUGAUGUGGUCCUGGAAGCGGCGACUGAUUGCCACUGUCUUGCAGUUGCGUGCCGAAGAUGUCGAAAAGGACAAACAAGCGACCGACCGCAUGAUCUCCGAGGUUAGCGACCGAUUCCCUCACUUGGUGCGCUUCGAGGAGCUCACUCGUGGGCCGCACUGUCUUGCAGAUCGCACGGAUCCUGGACGCUUACGGCGGAGAAGGGAUACCGUAUCUCAGCUUCGUCCUCAACCCGCAUUCGUUCGCACAAUCGGUCGAGAACAUCUUUUACUUUUCGUUCCUUGUUCGCGAUGGAAGGGCCUGCAUCGAGGAAGAAAUCAACGAAGAUUCCAAGCAUUUUGGAGAGAUCAUCUGUUGUACGUUCGCGCAAGUUCGCUGAGUAUUUAGGCCUCGUAUCUGGCCACUGAUAGGCUCUCAUUGCUCUCUUCGUCAUCAUAGACAGCUGCGAAGCGCCCGAUGGGAACAACGACGCCGAGGGAAGCAAAUCGCAGUUCGUGUUUGAGCUCACGCAAGAGCUAUGGAAGGUAAGUCGCCGAAUGCAUCUUUCCCUCGCCCGAAGGAGCCCGAACUCAUGGUCUCGCGCGCUAUCUCGCAUGUUGCCUCAACAGGAAGCGAUCGAUGUCUUUGAUGUGCAGGCGUCAGCGAUUCCCCAUCGUGCCAAGUUCCAGGAGCAGACGAACGCCAAGUGGCGGUGA